Messenger RNA from Opisthocomus hoazin, 360 nucleotides. NCBI's taxonomy places the organism in Eukaryota, Metazoa, Chordata, Aves, Opisthocomiformes, Opisthocomidae. The record is from RefSeq and is a predicted model, not a curated record.
AUGCCCUGCUCUCCCUACUGCACCUCUUGCCAGCAGAAGCUCAUCAAGAAGCUGCAGGCUGAGAAAGCCUAUCAGGAGGAGAUUCAGUUUCAGGAGGAAAUGAAGAGCUCCUGGGAGAAGCUCAAGGGCUUUCAGGGAAAAAAUCAGAGGUGGCCAUCCAAGUCUUCUGGGAAGAGGAAGAGCCAACCAGUUCAGGAGGAAGCAGAAGCCUUCUGGAGGAACGAUAAGGAUUUCUGGAGACAUGAUCAGCUCCUCUGGGAGAAAGACAGAGUCCUUCUGGAUGAGGACAGAGUCCUAUGGGCAGAAGAAGUUCUGUGGGCAGAUGAAACAGCUUUCCUGGAAAAGAAAAGAGCUCUCUGA